Polyodon spathula (Mississippi paddlefish) is the source of this 8474-nucleotide messenger RNA. Its product is annotated as kelch-like protein 3. The transcript has 16 exons. Lineage: Eukaryota; Metazoa; Chordata; Actinopteri; Acipenseriformes; Polyodontidae. Gene Ontology annotation, molecular function: protein binding. The coding region runs from base 2439 to 4262 and encodes 607 amino acids. The record is from RefSeq and is a predicted model, not a curated record.
UGAGUCUUUGUUCGGAUGCUUUUGAUACAAGUCGGUGUGACCAGCUGCUCUUCAGUUCCAGAGGACAGGCUAGUGAAUGUCAUACAAAAUGCAAGGGCACUGUAAAACUAAGAACACGGUAUUGAAAGCUGUUUUACUCUAGUGAGGGAGGGUGGAUAGACGGUAUUGAAAGCUGUUUUACUCUAGUGAGGGAGGGUGGAUAGACGGUAUUGAAAGCUGUUUUACUCUAGUGAGGGAGGGUGGAUAGACGGUACUGAAAGCUGUUUUACUCUAGUGAGGGAGGGUGGAUAGACGGUACUGAAAGCUGUUUUACUCUAGUGAGGGAGGGUGGAUAGACGGUACUGAAAGCUGUUUUACUCUAGUGAGGGAGGGUGGAUAGACGGUACUGAAAGCUGUUUUACUCUAGUGAGGGAGGGUGGAUAGACGGUAUUGAAAGCUGUUUUACUCUAGUGAGGGAGGGUGGAUAGACGGUAUUGAAAGCUGUUUUACUCUAGUGAGGGAGGGUGGAUAGACGGUAUUGAAAGCUGUUUUUUUUAAGGAACACCUCUUACAAAGCUUUCUAAAUCGAAGCGUUUGUAAGUUGAUAUAAUGUAAAUGAACAACUCCAUCCAAAUCAGUGACUUCUUUCAACAGCCAAGUCAAAAAUAAUCCCGCCUCCAAAUGUGAACCAAUCAUUUGGAAAAAUGUCUUUGCAACAAAAUCCCGCCUCCUUUCCAUAGUAAACCAAUCAGAUUGGAGAUGUGUUAUUUUGCCUGCGGGGCCGAUCUGCCCCCAGAACAAAAUUAAUCGCAAAUAACUGAACUGAGCCCUCUAAUGGACAGAGUCCUUCACAGUUUCUUUGUCUGCGCCGAAGUCUACUUACUAAGAGAGUCACCGCGGCACAUGCAAACCCAUGCACUGGCAUGGGCACCGAGGCUGCAAGGUUGUCGUGGCUCAGUUACUAUAACAAAGCUUAUGUUCACUUCAAGUAUGCACCAGAAUGAAUGAUUUAUUAGCAAUUUAACCGCUGUUUUAUCAAUACGCCACUAGCCGUAAACAGAAAAACACAACGUGUUGGGGUUUAAAGCUGUGCGCAAAUUAAUCUUGCUGUCGGCCUCGUAAUCAUGUAACCCGCGAUUUAAGCUAAAACAGUAAGAUAGUUAAAAAGUAAGUAAUUUCGAUACGCUUUAAACAAAUGCUUUUCCAGCCUGUGUAUCGUCCUCGCCUCUUGCGAUGCUCCACUGCAUCUAAAGGGAAGUUUUCUGGGCUGCCCUAUCUAUAUGUAUUGCCCUGCGUCUGCUUUUCACUGUGCCUGUCACUGCAGCUUCUGUGGAGAGAAGCGUUUCUUGCCUGAACAUGAAGCCAGUCCAGAACUAUUUGCUUUCCACAAUGUCGUAGGAACGUUUGACUGGAUUUGGGAAGAUAUCGAUCGUGCACCAGAUUAUUCACGUAUGUUUUGCAGACUGCACCGCUGCGAGAGCACGACAUUUUCCAACUGAGUGUUUUUUUUUUUUUUUUGCGAUUGCUGUAGUAUAAUGCAAUACAUUUCAUAGUGGCGUUCUGGCCCUUUUGAAAGCCACGGUAUCGUAGAGCAGUAUUACUGGCGAGAAUGGGGAACAGGGGCGCCGCAGUCGAGCUUCGCAUCAAUACCAGUUUUAAAUUGUAGCGUCACAAACCGGAACACGCCUUGCUUGCAAUCUGCUGAGAAAGGGGCUGCUUUUAAUUUUUUAUUUUUUUUUAAAUCUCAGCAACAAAAUUACUGGAGAAAAAAAAAGAGGGCGGUGGGCUGUGGAGCAGGGAGACCUGGGAAAAAAAAAGGGAUGUCAGAAAGAGAGAUUCUGUUAACACAGUCUGUCGUGUGCUAGUGCAAUAUAAAGAUAGAGAGAUUUUGUUAGCACAGUCUGUUCUGUGCUAGUGCAAUGUAGAGAGAGAGAGAGAGAGAGAGAGAGAGAGAUUUUGUUAGCACAGUCUGUUCUGUGCUAGUGCAAUGUAGAGAGAGAGAGAGAGAGAGAGAUUUUGUUAGCACAGUCUGUUCUGUGCUAGUGCAAUGUAGAGAGAGAGAGAGAGAGAGAGAGAUUUUGUUAGCACAGUCUGUUCUGUGCUAGUGCAAUGUAGAGAGAGAGAGAGAGAGAGAGAGAUUUUGUUAGCACAGUCUGUUCUGUGCUAGUGCAAUGUAGAGAGAGAGAGAGAGAGAUUUUGUUAGCACAGUCUGUUCUGUGCUAGUGCAAUGUAAAGAGAGAUAUUUUGUUAACACAGUCUGUCGUGUGCUAGUGCAAUAGAGAGAGAGAGAGAGAGAGAGAGAGAGAGAGAGAGAGAGAGAGAGAGAGAGAGAGAGAGAGAGAGAGAAAAGAGCGUGUAUGAGGUUGCAAUCACAACAGCGCUGAUUUCCAAGGCUGCUACUGAGGCUCAACCCGUAUUAUUAAUAUUAAUGAAACCGUGAGGGAGACAGCCUGGGGUACAUGGAACACUGCCGGAGCGGGUGUGGAUCUUCUGUGCUAGAAACGGAACCAUGGGCGAUGAAGAAGCGUGAGAGUCGAAAGUCCAGCCCCCAGCCACCCCUGGAUGCCAAGGAGGACGGGCAGGAGCCUGGGAGCGUCGCUGUCAAUCACUCCCAUACCAAGAAAGCCUUCCGGGUGAUGAACGAGCUGAGGAGUAAGAAGAUGCUGUGUGAUGUGACGCUGGUGGCGGAGGAUGUUGAGAUCUGGGCUCAUCGCAUCGUGCUGGCUGCCUGCAGCCCCUACUUCUACGCCAUGUUCACAGGGGACAUGAGCGAGAGCAAAGCGAAGAGGGUGGAGAUUAAGGAUGUGGACGGGCAGACCCUGACCAAGCUGGUGGACUACGUCUACACUGCCGAGAUCGAGGUCACUGAGGAGAACGUCCAGGUGCUGCUCCCUGCUGCCAGUCUGCUGCAGCUCAUGGAUGUGAGGCAGGUGUGCUGUGAGUUCCUGCAGUCCCAGCUGCACCCCACAAACUGCCUGGGGAUCCGCGCCUUUGCAGACCUGCACACCUGCACGGAGCUGCAGAGCCAGGCCAACGCCUACACAGAACAGCACUUUCCAGAGGUGAUGCUGGGAGAGGAAUACCUGAGCCUGAGCCUGCAGCAGGUGUGCAGCCUGAUCUCCAGCGACAAGCUCACUGUCUCGUCUGAGGAAAAGGUGUUUGAAGCUGUGCUUGCGUGGAUAAAGUACGAUGAGGAGCCACGUCUGGUGCACAUGCCCCAGCUGAUGGAGCAUGUCCGGCUGCCCCUGCUGCCCAGGGACUACCUGGUACAGACGGUGGAGGAGGAGGCCUUCAUCAAGAACAACAACACCUGCAAGGACUUCCUGAUCGAGGCCAUGAAGUACCACCUGCUCCCACUUGACCAGAGGCACCUCAUGAAAAACCCCAGGACCCGGCCGCGCACCCCUGUCAGCUUGCCCAAGAUAAUGAUGGUGGUGGGGGGACAGGCCCCAAAAGCGAUCCGCAGUGUUGAGUGUUAUGACUUCCUGGAGGACCGCUGGUACCAGGUGGCUGAGCUCCCCUCCAGGAGGUGCAGAUCAGGUGUGGUGUUCAUGGCGGGGUGUGUGUAUGCGGUGGGGGGUUUCAAUGGCUCUCUGCGGGUGCGGACGGUGGACGUGUAUGAUGGAGUGAAGGACCAGUGGACCUCCAUCGCCAGCAUGCAGGAGCGACGCAGCACGCUGGGGGCCGCUGUGCUGGGGGACCUGCUGUACGCGGUGGGGGGCUUCGACGGCAGCACGGGGCUGUUGUCGGUGGAAGCCUAUAGCUCCAAGUCGAAUGAAUGGUUCUUUGUGUCUCCCAUGAACACGAGGAGGAGCAGUGUGGGGGUCGGAGUGGUGGAAGGGAAGCUGUACGCGGUGGGAGGAUACGAUGGCGCCUCGCGACAGUGCCUGAGCACCGUGGAGGAGUACAACCCCGUCUCUAACCGCUGGAGUUUCGUGGCAGAUAUGGGCACGCGGCGCAGCGGAGCAGGAGUGGGGGUCUUGAGUGGACACCUGUACGCAGCGGGGGGGCAUGACGGGCCGCUGGUCCGCAAGAGUGUGGAGGUGUACGAUGCCCACGACAACACCUGGAGGCAGGUGUGUGACAUGAACAUGUGCCGAAGGAACGCAGGUGUGUGUGCGGUGAAUGGCAUGCUGUAUGUGAUUGGGGGCGACGAUGGCUCGUGUAACCUGGCCUCGGUGGAGUACUACAACCCUGCCAUUGACAAGUGGACCCUCAUCCCCACCAACAUGAGCAAUGGGAGGAGCUAUGCAGGGGUGGCGGUCAUCGACAAGCCGUUAUGACCAGAGACCCCGGUCAGCAUGGCAGCUUGGCCGGGAAAGCAACCAAGAUCGUUUCCUAGGUAAUGGAGCCACACCCAUCACCAACAGUGCCAGGACUGAUCAGGCACUGCCGAUGUCACCCCAGAGCAGGACCCCUCCAACUCGUUUGUGUGGGAAGGGGGCAGUAGCUGCCUCUUUUUCCAGCUCGUGUUGUCUCCAGUCUGGGGCAUUUCAAAGAAGAAAAAGCCUGAUAGUCUCUGGAGCCUGUCUGCAAUCGGUUUCUUUGUAAAUGGCUCUUGCAGAGCAGAAGAACAUUGAGACAAGGUCUUUAAACAAUGUAAAUAGCAUUCUGAAACAAUGUACAUUCUGAUUCAGUACUGCCUAAAAUGGAAUGGAAAUGGAAAUGGAAUUCUCUGCCUUUUUUUAUUAUUAUUAUUAUUAUUUUUUAUAACCCUAGUACGCAAACGUGUGAUUUUUGGAUAACAACUUCUGUCUUGGUGCCACAUGGUGUGUCUCCGAGCCAGCUCUUGAAGGGGUAGCUGUGAAUCUUCAGUGCCAGCUCUUGAAGGGCUAGCUGUGAAUCUGAUUGCACUACUGGUCUCCAUCACUGUUUGAAAGUCUGUUGAUUUGGGGGAGGAAGGGGGUUUAUGAGAACAAGAUUUCAUUAUUUAUUGUAUUAUUUACUCUUCCAUUCAGUUGUGGGUGCUGCUCCAUUUGAAUUACUUUCAGCCUGACUGAAGAUUCAGCCAGUCCUGCGCUGCUCUGGCUUAGUGAUGGCAAUAGUCACAGGGCAGUGCUGCUUCUUCCAGUGGGAUUUAAUAGAAGGUAUGCCGACUGUUGGCUGAAGGUGGCACUGUACACUCCCUCUUGUGACUAACCUGCGUUGGACCAGUUUACCAUUAAAACCAUUCUCUCAACAGAACGACCUCCCACUACGAGUCCUGUUUUUUAACAGCGGUCAGGGUGUAUGACAUUCUUCUCUAAAUAAGUCUAAUUUUAUAACUUAAAAAGAGUUCCUUUAACUAUGACUGGGAGGUUCCUGUAUAUGUUAGUGUUCUUGCUGUAGGUCACUGUUGCCUCCAGUUCUGAUACAGGAUUUAAAAAGCCAUUUAAAAAAGCCAUAGCCCUGGUAUAAAUCUAAUAGCGAAUGGGAAGCUACACACUGCUUUUCUACAGAGUAUGUCACUGUGAGACAUUGCACAGGAAAAUGUGUGUAAUAAAAGCCCUUUUCUCAUAAGCACCAGUCGUGGAGCCUGCAUGACACAGAAGCACACAGUGUAGGGACAGCAUGCGUUUGUGUCGUUACAGUGUUUGCAAAGCACACAGAAAGGGGGCCACUAACACAGCAGCCAAGAACACUUUGAAAGGGCUUGAGAAACGCUGGGGGUGUACAUAAUGCUACAUGUGCAGUCUUUCAUCACAUCUGAAGUGCUCUGCUCAAACAGAAAAUUACAAUUAAUAAAGAAAAAAAAAAAUCUUACUGGCUGUGGCAUAAUUAAAAUGGAAGCACUGAAUUACAUCUGAGCUGCUCAGAGGGGAAACUUCAGAUUCCAACACGAAUGAAAGGGAUUAAUGGAAAUUCAUUUGCAUUUUGAAAUCUGCAGAUCUAAUUAGGCUAUAAAAAAGGCUCUUCAUCAGUCUCACACUCUUCAUGCCAUUUGCAUGGCUCACAUAGCAAGUUAUUUUUUAUACAAAGCGAUGAACCAACUCACCUGCACUUCUUAAUGUUACAGUCCUUCUGCAACAUGUGGAGGAAAAAUGAGUGACAGGAGACCCAACAGGAGCUUUAAGAAAAGCAGCUGCACAUGAACACAGAAGCACCCCGGGACUGCUUGUUCUAGACAAUUAUUCCUUCAGUAAUUGAACAACAUGAUAAAUAUCAUAAAAUCAACAUCAAACCAGAACAAUUAUAAUAAAAACAACACUUGAAAAGCUUGGCUAUGAUGUUUUUUCCACUCUAACUCUCAAGAAAGAAAGGAGGACAAGAAUCCUUGCGGAUUCUAUACUUCAAACCAACACCCCUGAAGCGCUCAAGAUCGUGUGCUGAAACACAGACUCUUUAUAAAAGGAGACCUGGAGUGGCUCCGGCACUCAUUGGUCAUUUCGCAGAAGAAUGAGCUACACAACUCCCAAGGAAUAACCAUGAACAAGUCAUUUAUUAGAGGAGCACACAUGGAAAAAACAGGCCUUUCUUGCCAUCAAACAGGCAUCAAUGCCGUUUAUUGCUUGGUGAUGACACAAAAAUAGAAUCCAUACAAGUUUGCCAUGCAGGUCCACCACAGUGAGUAAAGAGAGCAGACCAGUACAUCAACACCAGGGUUAGUUCAGAGCAUAAACAGCUCCAAAAUGAAAAUACAAAAAUAAUAAUAAUAAUAAUAAUAAUAAUAAUAAUAAUAAUAAUACUACACUGGAAUCUCACGGUUUAAAACAGGGCAAAACAGACUGUAUAAAAAAAGAAACAAUGUACAGUUUUACAAAACCAGUGUUAGUGCUUUGAGAAUGGGGGCUGCAUUCUCAGAAUACUGUGCAAUAGCCAGACACUAACCCCUGCACUCUUGUGUCUGUUCGGGCCGCGCUCAUCAUGCAGUCAGCAGUAAACAGCAAACGUGUGCCUCCACGUUGUGGAAAGCUGCAGGAAAGGCACGAGGCUGCAGAGCAAGUUUAUGAGAAUCCAGUGCCUGUUACAUGCAGGAUUGCUAUCAAACGGCAGGGGCAAUACUUCUUAAUGCCCAAACCUACCACACACACACAAUUAAAUUAAAUUAAAUAGAAAUACAAAUCUUUGGCUGAUAUUAGUCUGAUACUGCUGACUUUGUGACAGUUUCACUGGUUCAUUCUAGAGCUUAUAAACAGCUCACAGAACUCUGGAUUCUGAUGAAAGACACUUUCAAUGUUUGAAGUAAAAUACACGCUUUAGAGAUUGAAGAAUAUUUACACAGGGUAGUCGUAUUCAUGCUGGUUUCCAGAGAGGUCUGGCUACCUCACAGACUGAGGAAGUGAAGCCACAUUAAAAUACUUCCAUGAGAACGACCCCUGCGUAUCCCAUCCCAAUGACUUGAGCUGUUACUCAAAACACUGGUCUCCUACCAGGAGCUACAAGCAAGACAGCAGACACAGAGGCGGGCUCUUCUGACUCUUCUAUCACUGAUUUGGCUUCAUGUGUGUCUUCAUUUUCACUAGUAUACAACAAAGAGGCAUGCAGUAAAAACAGAACCCACAGCUUAUCUAUCCAAUCAGCAGCCAGCCACGACACCAGGUGCAUGCAGGCACGGUCACAAUAGAAAGUAAUACACCAAAAAGCACCAGAAAGAAAGAGUAACAUUGUUAUUACAAUUUGAAAAAACUAAGUGUUCAUUUCCAGGGUACAAAGCACACCCAGCAUGUGAAGUAUGGUUCCAUGCUUCUCUGUUUCAUUUUUGUCUCUGUUCAUUACAAACCAGAGAGAUGAAGCUAACAUGCCUACAUUGACAAAUGUUUCCACUCUGGAACUGAAUUCCAGCAGUUUCAGUAUGACAGUCCUCGGCACUCUACAGCAUUUCAUUUGAGACUUCAUUGGUUAUAAUAAAAAUGAUAAAUUCACGUACCUAGAAAAGAAAUAUCUGGAUCCCAUUAUUCUUUGUUAUUUCCAUAGUACAGCGCAAGCCUCUCUGCAGCUUAUUGGCUACCUACUCUCUUCAGCAAGUUAGACCCCACCCUGCGUGUCUAUACACUCGUCAAUAGGGGUGCGCAGAAAAUUCAGAUGACCUUCCCUUUAAGAGAAACAAUGAACUUCUCUUUACAAAUCAUUUACAGUAUUUGGCCACCAGGUGGUAAUACACACCAAGUUUAAAAAAAACAAAAUAACCUUGAACAGAAACACCACCACCUUAAAAGGGGAAGCUCAUUUGAAAAUGUUUUGCCCAUCAUUACUAACCAGUGACAAUGACAUCAUAGGACCUGUCAUUCAAGUAAUUGUGGGAUCUAACCAGCUGAAAAGCAGCGAUCCUGCACUGGGCAGCUGCGAGCCCAGGUAACCAGAUCCUCUGCGUGUCUGGAUAGUGUAUCCCAGCGGAGGCACGGUACACAAUUACCAAUCAUACACCCCUUCAGUGAUGGAGCUCAGAUCUGGAGGCUGCGGUUCAUUCCGCAUCUUUCCAUUGCAGUGACUGGUCUUCAUGAACAGACUCUGGGCAGGAAGAGCGACUUGGUUUUUGCUUUAGCGGUUUCUGAAGGGUAAUGUAAGGUGGGACCCCC